This is a messenger RNA of Vanessa tameamea, 3862 nucleotides long. RefSeq names its product biotin--protein ligase (gene Hcs). The transcript has 15 exons. The coding region runs from base 468 to 3500 and encodes 1010 amino acids. Gene Ontology annotation, biological process: protein modification process. Gene Ontology annotation, molecular function: biotin--[biotin carboxyl-carrier protein] ligase activity. Lineage: Eukaryota; Metazoa; Arthropoda; Insecta; Lepidoptera; Nymphalidae. Gene Ontology annotation, cellular component: cytoplasm. The record is from RefSeq and is a predicted model, not a curated record.
ACGCUAAACGACGAUGAUAACAUUAUAACUAAAUCAGCAAAUUCGAUCAUGGAUAAGGUCAUUAUGUAAUUCGGUUUUUUAUACUGGCAAUCUACAAUUGACUUUGAUAGUUUUGUGUAAAAAGUCAUAAAUGACAUUUAGUGUGUAAAAUCUAGAGCAUUUGGAAAAUGCGAAAUUAGGAACAGAAUUUCAAAAUUGUCUUAAUUUUUUAUCACUGUAAAUGAAAGACUUCUAAGUUUUUUAAAGUUUAAAUCUAAAUGCCUAUUGGAUUAAGUACCUUUUGGUGAUUCUAUUUUAUUUUUUAUAUAAUCAUUAUUGGAUUAUAUCUGCAUAAAAGAUGGACUUUAGAAUCGAUAAUGAAAUUCUUACGGAUUUUUGAAUUUAGUCCAAUAUUGUAUUGAUCAAACUGAGUGACAUGGUUUUGUGAUUCGCUUAGAGGUGGUGCCUUUGAUUAAAAAUCAAUAAGCAUGCUUUUUACACCAAUUUACAUUGCAAUGACUUUUAUUAAAACUUGGCGUAUCCGUUCAUUUCGAGCUCGACUUUUAGAAUUUCUAAACGGUAACACGAGUGUUGCAUUUUGUAAAGUGCCUGAAAAUGCAGCAGAAACGCCUACUCUUAGUUCAAAACUAUGUACAAAUCCCAAAAACGCAUAUUUAUGUGAUCUACUAGACUACACCAAUGCUUCAAGGAUAUGUAGCAUGAAACCAACUCAGUGUAUAGAAAUCAAUGACUGGGUUUCUUGUGCGGGGGGGCUGCCUUUAGGUUCAGAGGAUGUUACACCGGCAUCUGAAUUAGAUCUUGAAUUACUAUUUGAGUGUGAAAUGGACCCACAUGAAGAUAGCUCAUAUCAUGACAUAAUUCGUUUGGAAACUAUGGGAAAGCCGAUUGCUUGGAAAGCUGGUUCCCAUUUGGCAAUAGUUUUAAAAACUAACAUGGAAAAUCUCAGCAUGGUUGGUUUUCAUUUUGUUGGAGGAGAAUUCAUAAUUGAUCACAAAUUACCAGUUGUUAGGAUACAAACUGUUCAAAUAUCUGGCGAGCCAAACAAAGCUACUGAUUUAUCGAUGAGAGGUCUUCGAAGUGAAAUUCAACACAGUCUAAAACAAUCCAGGGAAGAAUUUCAGUGGCCCAUCCACGCAGCUCUUUUACGUAAAUUAUCCAAAGUCGUCGACAUCAAAUCUGAUAGAAGGAGUAUCGUGGAAAUGAACGGAGGGAGUGACAAAGUUUAUGAUACAACAGUCGGAAGACGAAAUGUUACUUUGACUGAUGUUAGUACAAUAACCACGAAAUCUCUGUCAGACGAAGACAUUAAAGAACCUGAGACUUCUAAAACGCUUCUUAAACCCGAAGUCAAAGUACCUGAAAAAUCACCAAAUACCAUAUCAGAGAAAUUCAUAGAAAAACCACAUAAAUCACCUGAGAAAAAACUCGGUGCAUCCCCUGAAAAGAUUUUAGGGAAGUCACCAGAGAAGAAAAAUUUAGCGCCUGAAGAAGUAGUUGUAGAAAAUGUCACCGUUGAAAUACAACAUAACAUAACACCAAAGAAGUCUAGUUUGAAAUUAGAUUUGAAGAAGGGAACCAGUCAGCUUUCAUCGUCAUUGCUCAACAUAUCGAGUCAAAUCAAAUCUAUAACAACUCAUAAACGAGUAAUAAGUACGACUGCACCGAAGCGGCCUCAGAGUCAAAUGGAGACGACAACUUAUAUACGAGAAGAGACUCCAAAGAGCUCACCGUCUCAAAUGACGCCAAAGUCCACGAAAAGUUCCCGUCCAUUAGUGAAUACUAAAUCACCGAACGUUUUAAUUUAUUCGGAUAGUAUAGUGGCUAGAGACAAUCUAGAAGCGUCUCUGAAGAAAGUUUUAGAUUGCGAUAGAUACACGGUGUACAGCGUGUCGCGCGAGGCGCUGUGCGGCGGCGCGUGGCGCGGGCGCGCGGCGCUGGUGGCGGUGGCGGGCUGCGCCGGCCGCGCCGCGCCGCUGCUGCUGGCGCACCUGCUGGACGGCGGCCGCCUGCUCGCGCUCUGCUCCGACCUGCUGCACACCGUGCUGCCGCACUACAAGACCGCUGAGAUCAGAGAAAAUGAAGUAGUUCAGUUCUCAUAUGAUAAGUGGAAGUCGGUCAAGAUGAAGCACCAUAUAUUCUGCUACCAAGCUUCGCCCGCUAAGAAACAAUUUUCGACUGAGAGCGAUAGACAAGCGAGUCAGGACGCUAAUAUAUGUUGGCCAUCGAAGUAUACGGGCCACCCGGGCCACGAACUCGACAUCCAAGUGUUAGCGUCAGAGGAAACAUGGCGUACUCCAUCCUUGCUCCAGGCUACGGAUCUUACUAAUAGUGGCGUCGCGAUAUUCUCACAGAUACACCUAGAAGCAGAUCCAAGCGACUAUUUGGGCGAAGAGGGUAUCAAGAGUAACGAAGCUAGAUUAGAAAUCCUGCACAAGAUCCUAGGCGACAUUCUAGGCCUUCACGUCAAAGACACCCGAGACCUAGCCCAAGUGGAAUAUACAAAAGGCUAUUUCCUAGGAAACCACGUGCAAAAAAUGUCGCUAGUGGAGAGUUGGUGUCCGGUGGUAGAUGGCAAGCGUAUUCAGAAACUCGACGACUUGACGUUACAGUGGUGCAUGAGAGACGAGACGCCCAUACAACCCCCCUCCGAAACCUUCCUCCCCGUUCACAUGUACGAAUGUCCCGAAAAUUUCUCAACCGUUGAAUACUUUGACAACCUGACGUCGCGGCACGUGGGGCGCGCCCUGCUGUACGCGGACGUGGUGUCGUCGACGGCGGCGUGGGCGCGCGCGGCGCGGGCGCACGGCGCGGGCGCGCUCGCCCGGCGCCAGACGCGCGCGCGCGGCCGCGCCGGCAACCGCUGGAUCACGCCGCCCGGCCAGGCCGCCGUCUCGCUGCAGGUGUACCGGCAGGUGUCGGACACGCUGCCGCUCACGCAGCACGGCGCGGCGCUGGCGGCCGUGCGCGCGCUGCGCACGCUCGCCGGAUACGAGCGGCUGGACAUCAGAAUUAAAUGGCCUAACGAUAUAUACUACGGACGUGAUGUAAAGAUCGGUGGUACCAUCACAACAGCAAAUUGUAUCGGUGAAGAUGUUAUUAUUGAGAUAGGCACUGGUGUAAACAUAUCGAACAGUGUUCCAACAACUUGCGUGAACGAUAUUAUAUCGGAGUACAACAAGACAAACGGGACAACACUAGCGCCGAUAUCGAUAGAGAAAUUCCUUGCUCGAUACUGCUCACAACUAGAGACGGUAUUGGAAACAUUGGACCAAGAAAAUGGCACCGAAGCUUUCUUUGAAAUGUACUAUCAGUAUUGGUUACACGAUGGGGAAGAAAUAAAAGUGAAGAGCUCCGAUGGAAGCAGUCCAGUCGAGGGUACUAUAAGCGGCUUGGAUUCCGCUGGGUGGUUGUUAGUAAAAACCUCCACCGGGGAGAUCAGAGUGGCACCGGAUGGCAAUACUUUCGACAUCAUGAGUGGACUAAUUGCACCAAAGUUUUAAAUUAAUUUAUACAUAAUAAAUGGAUUUGUUAUGGGUUUCAUAAGUAGUAAAGUCUACGUUUAAGGAAAAAUUAAGCAUAAAAUAAACUUAUUUAGGUAACAAUUCGGGAUUAUGAGAUCAUUAAGUAUAAUACUCUUAUCUCCAACAGGAGGUAAGAUUUUUCUGUUGGCAAUACCACGGAUAUCAUAAGUGGGUAAAUUAAAAAACGGUUUUGUAUUCUUUACAAAGCCGAGUUUGUAUCUGUAGAAUAUCUUAUGGAAAUAUGCAAGGUGUGUUUGAAUUCCAUUGUCUGUCGGUCGGUUGUUGGAAAUAUUUGGAAAACAUUAGAAUACACUUAUGCCAAAAUGUAGCGAUAAUUAUCG